AUGCCGUUUGAAGCAGACGAGCUGGAUUCAGCCCAGUCAAAGCGGCCUAUCAGUGAUUACACCAAUUCUGAAAUGAAAUCUGCUGACCCCGAUGAAACGGUAUUCAAGCAUGCGCCGGCAAAGAUGAGACAGACCCGUCGACAUUGGGUGGGUGUUCGCAAACGUGUGGACACAAUAAACCGCCUUGCUGCAGGCCUUAUGGCAGGGGUCCAAGUCCUUAUCUGCGGGGACUAA
Molecule: messenger RNA, 234 nt
Organism: Penicillium diatomitis
Lineage: Eukaryota; Fungi; Ascomycota; Eurotiomycetes; Eurotiales; Aspergillaceae
Exons: 1
Coding region: 1-234 (77 amino acids)
Source: RefSeq, a predicted model, not a curated record